AUGACUACUCCACAGCAUCAACAACAAGCUCAAGUAGUCCCCACACAGAUAACACCGAAUAACACCACAAAAAGAGCAAGGACAGCUUAUACAAGCAACCAGCUGGUGGAACUGGAAAAGGGAUUUUUCACCAGUAAAUAUUUAUGUAGGCCCAGACGCAUUAAUUCAGCUAGAGCUCUGAAUCUGACCGAACGACAAAUUCAGAUUUGGUUCCAAAACAGGCGUAUGAAGUACAAGAAGGAGCUGAAGAACAAGAGUGCCUCCCCUUCUUCAUCAAUUGAUUCCACAAAUCGUACAGAACGACCAGAGACAUUAUCUUCGGGAGUUCAGAUAUAA
Harmonia axyridis is the source of this 336-nucleotide messenger RNA. Its product is annotated as homeobox protein Hox-B3-like. Gene Ontology annotation, molecular function: DNA-binding transcription factor activity, RNA polymerase II-specific; RNA polymerase II cis-regulatory region sequence-specific DNA binding. Bases 1 to 336 code for a protein of 111 amino acids. Gene Ontology annotation, cellular component: nucleus. Gene Ontology annotation, biological process: regulation of transcription by RNA polymerase II. The transcript has a single exon. Lineage: Eukaryota; Metazoa; Arthropoda; Insecta; Coleoptera; Coccinellidae. The record is from RefSeq and is a predicted model, not a curated record.